UUUCUCUCUUGCGGGUAACAGCGAAUUCGUUCGAUUGUGUAUGCGAAUUAAUUGCAUAAUUUGUUGGAAAUAAUAAGUGUAGUGAAUUAAAAUAGGGAUACUUGUGAAAAAUCGAGGAAACAAAUAAUGCAAAGGAAGCAUAUUUAUCGGAAGUGUGGUUAGAAUCGCGUUCUUCCAACCGCGCAUGUCGCCACCUAUUGUUGAUCUGACAGGCUCUUGUGUAGUUACGGUGAAAGCGAUUGGAUCUUCUGUACGUUUCGUGAGAAAUUAAAAAGCAAUUAAUUAGUUCUACAUUGUAUGAAUCUUGUCAGAACUCAGUCGAGUGGAAUGUGUUGAGCAACAGAUUGUUCUAGAUAGGAGAAAGGAAAAUUUUGUCAAAGAUUUUUCUCUACUUUUGGAGUAGAUGCGUUCGAGGCCAGACAUGGCGGCUAUUCGAUGAACCAAUUGCAGCAGCGCUCUCUUAAAAGAUUAGAUAUUGUAAAUUCCCCUUACAUUCGCGUCAGUGAAUAAUUCUGUACUUAUUUUGGUCGUUACUAGUAGUAAUACAAGUUGUUAUAAUUACGGGAAAGUGAUCGUCGUUCGUCGACAGAAAAAUAGAAGCCACGCAAGAUCGUACCGAAACGUUUGAUCAUGAAAGAAUUGUGUUUGGUCACGUGACCAUAGCCGAAAAAUGGCGCAAAGAUCAGAGUACAAACAUGAGUUCCAUUUCAUUGCUACGAUGUCAUUUGUAUUUGUUUACAAGCACGCGUUUCCAUAAACCACGUGUUAAGUAAGUGCCAUUUCGUUGACAGUGUGUGACGAACAAUGACGGGGAGAGGGUCGAAGAGACGGGGCCGACCUCCGAAAUCGGUGGUCAUGGAAAGGCCCAAAAAAUUUCAAUACCAUCUUAUGAAGAAGCCGAAAUAUUUGCAAAACAAGGGUUCGGAAACACCAAACUCACAACCAAGUACACCGACACCUUCAAGACCAUCAUCGCCAGUUGAAAGCGAGGAAAGUAGACGAAGUACACGAACUCGAAAAUCUCGAGGAGCCAGAGACAGACAUUCACGAAAAGGUGGUCACUCAAGUUCUGGUGCAUAUCAACGCCGAGGUUACAACCCAAACGUUGACUAUCAUGAUUCUGAAUAUCAUUAUGGGUCAGACUUUGGGGAUGAGUCCAGUGAAAAAAGUGAAGUUGAAGAGGAUCUUUUGCAAAGCGAUGCAGACUCAUCUGAAAGUAUAGAAGAACCUGAUCCUUCCAGUGACAGUGACUUUUCCCUCUCCAGUUAUAGUACUACUAGUGGCACACCCCGUAAAACACUGCUUAGUCAGCAAAGACCACCAAGUCCAGAACCAUUAUGGCUCCAAAAUAGGGAACUACCGCCGUUAAAUUUACCUAAAUCAUCUGAUGAUCUAUUAGUCCCCAAAGAACUUGUUAUGCCAUGUUUAUCUAUUUAUGAAGUAUUGAGACACUUUCGUACUUUGGUACGUCUUUCAGCCUUUAGGUUUGAAGAUUUCUGUGCUGCACUUAUGUGCGAAGAUCAAACUAAUCUAUUGGCUGAGAUACAUAUUAUGCUCAUUAAAGCACUUCUUAGAGAAGAAGAUUCUCAGCAAACACAUUUUGGUCCUCUAGAUCAGAAAGACUCUGUGAAUGUUAGCUUAUACUUUGUGGAUUCUAUGACUUGGUCAGAAGUAUUACGUUCUUACGUAGAAAGUGAUAAGUCUUUUGAUCAAAAUAUUUUACAUAUUUUAUCAACGUGCGAAUAUCCUUUUACUUCUGUUGAAGAUAGAAUCAAGGUGCUACAAUUUUUGACAGAUCAAUUUUUAAUUACAAAUCCAGUAAGAGAAGACCUGCUGCACGAAGGUACACUAAAUGGAAAUAUGCACUAUGAUGAUCACUGUAGAGUAUGUCAUCGUCUGGGAGAUUUAUUAUGUUGUGAAACUUGCCCAGCAGUGUUUCACUUAGAAUGUGUUGAACCUCCAUUGGUUGAUGUUCCUACUGAAGAUUGGCAAUGUAGUACAUGCAAAGCUCACAAAGUUACAGGAGUUGCUGAUUGUAUACCUGAUGUUGAGAAAAAUGGUUCACUAUGUCGUCAAGAACAUCUAGGAUUUGAUAGACAUGGCAGAAAAUAUUGGUUUCUUGCAAGGAGAAUUUUUGUUGAAAGUGAAGAUGCAGAAGUUUGGUAUUAUAGCGCACCUUUACAACUAGAAGAAUUAAUGCUUUGUUUAGACCGUAAUGAAAUGGAAGUUGCACUUUAUAGAGAAUUGUCAGAUUACAAAGAUGAAAUCGUAAGACAAAUGGAACUUACAGAACAGAUCACUAAUCAGUACAAGGGUAACAAAAAAUCAUACCUAGAAGUAGAAAACAGUCUUAUACAAAAGUUACAAAAAGAACGCCAAGAGAAACAAGAAAAAGAAGAAGAGGAGAAAAAAGAAAAACAAAGGCAAGAAGCUGAAGAAAUGGUACGCAGAAUUCAUGAAGGUACAGAUUCUCUAGAAGAACAGUUGGCAGCUGUCACUGAACAGCAGGAAACAAAAUCGUCAGAAGAAUCAAAUGCAAAAGAAAAUACUCAAAAACUAGGUACAGAAAAUGUAGAAACAGAUGGUGUAGAUACCAAUUUAACAGAUGGAGUAAAUAAAGACGUUAAAGUCAGUAUAUCAUCGUCAUCUUCUGAAGAAAUUGAUGAAGAAGUAUUAGAAGGAGAAGAAAGUAUUUCAAAAAUUGGUAAAGAUGGAAAAAAACAUACUAUUGUAACAAGGUCAAAAACAGGAUCUUUACAACCUAGGACAUUUAAUAUGGAUGAUUUAAAGAAACGUAGUAGUGGACAGUUGUCAAAGGAAGAAUUAGAAAAACUAGAUAAAAGUUUGAAAGAGGAGGGAGAUGGUACUAGAUUAACAAGACAGAAAGCUCAUCAAAUAGCUUCUGGUACACAUCUCUUUAAAUUAGGGAUGGAUAACAACUUCAAAUCAUAUGUAAAUCAAUACAGUACCAAUCCUAUUUCUCUGAAUAAGGCCCAACGUAACGAAGAACGCGAUAAAAAGAGGCAUUUGUCACACAAAUUUUCGCUUACACAGGCCUCAGAAUUCAAAUGGGUUGGGAGUUUGACAGGAACGCGAGCUCUCUUAGUAAGCACACUUCGUCAGACAAUUCUUCAACUCGAAAGUAGCAUUCAAUCAUCAUUUAUGCAUACUAAUUGGCCUCUUUUGCGUAAACCUUGGACUACGGCGGUGGGUGCUUGUGUUAAUCCCAGAGAUUUUGCACGUGCUCUUAUUGUUUUACAAGCAUGUAUUAAAUCAGUAGUGUUUGCUAGUGUAUGGCAUGAUCAACUUGGACACGUGAAAUUACAAAGAGUAACAGCCCUUGAACGAGAAGAGAAGAAGCGCCAGGAUAAGAAAGAUAAGAAAGAAAGAGAAGAUGAAGAAGAACGUAAUCGUCUGUUUAAUUUUGUCAAAUAUACUUUAGGUUUGAAACAUCAAGUAUGGAAACAAAAAGGAGAAGAAUAUCGAGUACACGGACAAGGCGGAUGGCUAUGGGUAUCUAAUAGUCGCCGUCACAGAUGUUUUGACAACUCAAAAUUGGGUCUUCGAAUAGGCCCACAGAAAAUUAUGGUACAAAUUAAAGAUCAAGAAGGAUUAAAAAUAUUAGCUUUAGAUCCUCCCACAUAUGAUUUUUUGAUAAAAGAAUAUUGCUCUUCUAAAAAAGAAGAAAAUAAUAUGAAUAUUAAAAUAAAAGAAGAGAUUAAAGAGGAAGAAUCAUCAAAGGAUACAGCAAUUGACACAUCUAUAAAACAAGAGUGCAAAGAAGACAACAUAAAAAAAGAACCAAUUGAAGAUAAACAAAAUAAAACGGAAACAGAUACAAAAAUCGAAGAAAAAACAAUGACAAAAACAGAACCGCAGCAGAUUAAACAGGAAACAAAAAUGAAUUUAUCAUUUUUAGCUGGUAUGAAAAUCGAGAAAGUUUAUACACCUAUAAAAGAAUUUGAAGAAAUUGAUAUUAUUAAGGCACUAACGACUAACGGGAGGCUCCAUUAUCCAAAAAUUGCUAAAAAGACUAGGGUCGACGAUUUCUUGGCACGUAGAACACAUUUAAAACUUUUAGAAGAAAGAAGAUUAAUACAGACUGAGAAAUCAAAGGAGUUGUUAAAUCAAUCGACAAAUCAUAAAGCAGAUGGAGAUUCCGAAAUUGAUAUAGAAAAUAAUGAAGAAAGUGAUACAGAUGGAGUUGAUAAUUCUUUACAGAAUAUUCUUAGUGGAAAACAGCCUAAAACUAUGCCUACAUCAACCAGAGAAAUGCUGACUGUAAUAGGAAAGCGUAUUCAACACGUUAAAGCCCAAUAUGCCAAUAUAAUGAGAUUUAGUAAAAAUACUAGUUGUUAUUCACGAUAUUGUAAUAUGACGGCACCACCAGGAAAGAUUACAACUACAACACAAAGUUUAACAUCUACCUGUUAUUCUCCUAUAUGUCUUCAAAAAGCAAGACUAAAACUCGACCUAAUAGCAUUGUUAAGGAAAGCUAAUGCUUUAAACAAUAAUCAAUCGACAUCAAAUUUAUCAAUUGGAGCAAUUGUAGCACAACAACAAACAAAUUCAAAGACAGAUGGAAAUGAUGAAGCUAGAGAUGCAAUCAGGAAAGAUUUAGAAUCCGCGGUAGCAUCUGCAACUCAUUGUACAGAAGAAACACCAGCUACAAAUGUAGUAAAAGAUGUUGCUUCACCUCCUAUCAAAAAAAUAAAAGUUGAAUCUAAUGGUAAAGAUGUCAGUUCAGAACAUGUAGUGACCACUACAACUAAUAAUAUAGUUACUACUACGACAGUAACUACAACACAACAGACUAUAAAGUCAGUUGAUGGCGUUAUACAGAGUAUGCAGGAAAGUACAAGUUCUCAAAAUUCAGUUACAUUUUCAUCCGAAGUUAAAACAAGUGCAGGACAAAAGACAAUGAUUGUUAAUCGUAGAGGAAGAACAGUACAAAGAAGUACAAUGGCAAAGGAGUUAAAUGCUGAUGGUACAGAAAGAGUGUACUCUACUACUUCAACCGAAGGAAAAGUUUAUCUGAAGAAAGUUGCAAUCUCUUUGGCUGAUAGAAAAAAGAAGCGCACUCCUGUUAAAUACCCUUUAUGUUCCACAUUUUGUACAAAAAAUAAACAUCGUAGUAUAUUGCUACUUCCACAACAUGAAUUGCGUAAAUUGGCUAGGGUUGGUGGACGAAUACAAGUUCAAGGUUUUCAUCAUAUGGCCAAGGCAAAUAUGUCAGUAUGGCCAUAUCCCUGCCCUAGGCCCUUAUUUAAGACUUGUUGGUUAUAUAGAACAGUUGGCAUAAAAUCACUGGCUGCUGCAGCUCUUCAAUUAAGAAUAUUAUGGGCAUGUCUUCGUUGGGACGAUAUGGCUGCAAAACCAUUAUCUACAGAUGGCAAACAUCAAAUUACAACUGAUACAGAAAUUAUGUCAUUAGAAAUUCUUAAACACCGUCAUGUUGGCCAAUUUUUAGAUAAAACACAGUACUUACGUAGGAAAGUUGUUAUACCUUUGGAACUUCCAAAACAAGUCAGAGAAGUUACAUCUAUAAGAAGUGGUCUGCGAAAAAGGAAACGACCAGAAUCACCACAAAGCACCGAACCACAAGUUACAGAAGAAUGGGUUGAUGAGGACAAAUUGGAGCUAUGGGAAAUUAAACAAUAUGGUGAUAGGUUAGAGAAGGCUAAUGCCCAGAUUAUUACUAGGAGUCGAUCGGGACAACCACAAUCCGCGGUUGGUUCUAACCGAAAUGCAGGCGCAAAUUCUGGUAUGAGCGAUCAACUUGUUAGUGGUAAAGCAACACCUGAAGAGAUUAAAGAAAAGAUGGAACAGCAAUUGCGCAUGCAAAGAGCUGCUCAUCAACAAAAGAGAGCAUUAGAAACUCUAAAAAGCCCAGCCAAUUCUGGUUCGCCUACACAAGUUGUAAAAGUUACAGCUAACUCCACUCAUGAUGGCACAGUUAAAUUGGUUUCCAAAGUUGCAAUACCAGCAAAUCCAAACAGUGGGACAAAAUCACAACUAACUUCGCUUUUGACAACACCUGCACAGAAUAAGCCUUUUAUUAGUACAAAGCGUAUUUAUAUGGCGAAAUCAUCUCUUGGAACAACAAAAGUUGUUUCUGGACCUACAAGUAUUUUACCGAAAACACAGCAAGCUGGAAAUCAACAGUCCCUAAUUAAAGUUUCCAGUCAAGCAGGUUCUAUACAACAAAUUCAGCAAAGAGUACAGAUUAUAAGAGGUCCAGAUGGAAAGCUUCAAGUUCGAGGUUUGAUGCCUGGCCAACAAUUAGUUCAAAUGCCGGAUGGAAAGCUUCAUGUGUUAAAUAAUAGUCAAGCAAUUACUACUCUUGCACAAACUGGUGGAACAACCAUACAGACAAAAACAGCUACAACAACUACAGCUAAAGUGGCUACGACAGCUAAUUGUACAACUAAGACUAGUCCAUCCAAAACAACAACAAAUACAACGUCGCAAGUACAAGGUGUUCAGCAAUCACAAGCUCAAUCUCAGCAAGGAAUUCAACGUUCAUCAGCAACCACUGUAACUAUUGCCACUACACCCACACAACCAACCAAAAAUGCUAUUGUAGUGGCCAAUACUGGACAAAUUGUACAAAGUGCACAAGUCAUAUCUUCUGGUGGACAAGUUAUUAGUGGAAAUCAAAUAGUGGUUACUAAUGCUAAUUUAGCUCAACAGCUUGCAACGGGUAAAGCUCAAUUAACGACAAUCGGUGGUCAUCAAGUGGUUAUUCGUAGCACUCCGACAGGCAAUCAAAUUGUACAUUUAAAUUCAACAAACAGUGGUAUUAUUGUAAAAAAUACUGUAACACCAACUAAACAAGUUCCUGUACUACAAUCUACUCAAUCAACAACUACAGCAGCAACAGGAGCACAGUCAACUGAUGCAACAAAUAAUAGCACUGGUAGUACUACAUCGACGAAUGAGACAUCAACUACUACUACAACUACAACAAAUCAAACUUCCAAUGCUCCAGCACCUGGAAGUGUAGAAGCAUCUUUAUUAGCGGGUCAACCACCUGGAACUGUCAUUAAAUGCGUUACUGCUCAAGUUAUACAAACUACUCAAGGUCCUCGUAUAGUUUUACAAGGUUUACAAGGCGCAGAUUUUACCCCGCAACAACUUGUAAUGGUGCAGCAACAGGUCAAACAACAACUACUUAAAGCCCAAGCUGCAACAGGAAAACAAGGAGUUUUGGGACCUACUAAAAUUUAUUUAGCUGUUCAACCUGCACCUAGUAGUCAACAAUCGAUUCAAAGUUCUACAACAGCAAAUACACCUGCUACACCAGCAACAAAACCACAAACUGCACAACAACCAGUUGUUUCGCCACCAGCAGCAACUGAACCUCAAACGGGAACUGAAAGCAUUCCAGAGCUUCCAUCGACAGCAACUUCAAGUUCUCCCGAGAAACCGAAAGUAGUUGUUCAACAAGUUGCACAACCUAGUGUGACUACAGAAGAGGAAUCGCAAAAAACAAAUGUAGCUAAUGGUCAGCAACCUUUGCAAUCUUUAAAAGAAGGAAACGAUUCCUCGGCUAACAAAUUUAUUUUAACGCCUGAUUACAUACAACAAACCAUCAAGAAUGCAUUGAAACAAGAAAACCUUAAUCCUGAAAUAGAAGAAAAGCUGUUACAACUACAACGAUACCAAGAGAAGCAGAUGAAAGGGGGUGUUGAAAAUUCAGCAAGCAAUAAUCAAUCUCAUACUACGCCUACAAUUACGACUCCACGUGUCCCAUCUCGUAAAAGACCAGCACCUUCUAACAUUCCAACAACGACCUCAUCUACGAAUGUACAAUCAAUAACAAAUGAUAAAGAUACAGAUUGGGCAGAAACACCUAGAAAGAAGCCCGCAUUAAAACAAGAAAGUCGUGAAACUCCAAAAGUACAAAAGAUCGAACCAAUAGAGAAUGAGUCUACCCCACAAAAAAGAGCAGCAAAGCUAAAAGACAGUCAAGAGCAACGAAGAAAGCAACAGGUUCACUCACGAAUGCAAGUUUUGUUAUUUAGACAUAAAGAAUUACUUAAAAAGGAUAUUCUAAAGAAGAGAGCACUGCUUGAAAAAGAAUUACAGAUAGAUAUUCAGAAAGAUUUAUCAGCGGAAUUAGCUUCGAGAACCAAAGCGGAAAGACACAAACAAGAUGAGGUAAAAGUAGGAAGUGCGAAGCGUAAAGCAAAUGCUCAAAUGUCUCAACAAGUUAGUCCGCCUAAUAGAGGUGGAAGGCCAAAGAAGUAUAAAGCCCAAGGAAGCAAUACUACACCACCGGGUGCUUCAACCGCUGCCGCUACGAAUAGAAUCAAAAAAGAAAAGUUAUAUUGUUUAUGUAGAACGCCAUACGAUGAAACGAAAUUUUAUGUUGGAUGUGAUCUGUGUAACAAUUGGUUCCACGGAGAUUGCGUUGGAAUUACAGAAGAAAUGUGUAAGACACUUUCUGAGUUUGUUUGUACAGAAUGUAGACAUGCAAGAGAUACACAGGAGUUAUAUUGUUUAUGUAAACAGCCUUAUGACGAAUCUCAAUUUUAUAUUUGCUGCGAUAAGUGUCAAGAUUGGUUUCAUGGUCGAUGUGUCGGUAUUCUACAAUCGGAAGCAGACAAUAUCGAUGAAUACGUUUGUCCAAAUUGUCAACGAAAUUCUUCCGUUAACUUUGCUAACAUGAAAAAUCUUAAUGCAAAAGACCUUGAUCUCCUAAAAAAAUUAAUUAAGCAAAUACAGGCACAUAAAAGUGCUUGGCCAUUUAUGGAGCCAGUAGAUCCAAAUGAAGCACCAGACUAUUAUAAAGUUAUAAAGGAGCCGAUGGAUCUGCAAACGAUAGAAUUGAGGAUAAAUGACAGAUCUUACAAGAAAUUAAGUGAAUUUAUCGGAGAUAUGACGAAAAUAUUUGACAAUUGUCGUUAUUAUAAUCCGAAAGAAUCACCUUUCUUUAAGUGUGCAGAAUCCUUAGAAACUUAUUUUGUUCAUAAGAUCAAAAGUUUAAGAGAGAAGUUCUCUGAAGGAAAGUAAGCAAUCAAAGGAUAAACGGGAAAACUGUAACUAUAAACGAGUGGAAGUGUUUAAUUCGUGUAACAACAGAAAUGAUCUGUGCCAGUAGAAAAGAGACAUCCAAAAUAGUCAUAAGUAUAUUAGCAGUAGUCUGUAUAAGUUCACUAUUUAUUAGAAUUGUGUGAACAUUUAAUUUGCCUUCGCAAACUUUUAUUUGCAUUGUGUCGUACAAUGAAUUUUGAACCAGAACAAAACAUUUUAGUACUAAAACACAAAGUUUUCUUUAAGUACAAUGAUGCUUUUCUCAUUACUUCAAAAGCAUCAUUUAUUGUAAGAAUUUAUUAUAAAUUGCGUUUAAUAUUUUUGAAUGAUACAAAUAUAUUAUUCAUAAUAACUACUUUUAUUCUUUAUUUAUACAAUUAUUUAGACAAUAAAAUAUUAGUUUCUUAAAUAUAUUGUGCUUGUAUACAUCUUUUUAACAAAAAGAAGCAGUAAAUAUUUAAUAUAAAAAUACUAAGAAGAUGUAAGUUCAAAUUCAUAGAAUGAGAAUUCAGUUAAUGUACUGUAAAAUGAAAAAUACUUUAUAUUGAAUAAAAUGUGCAAUACAUGCUUAUUUAUUAUAUUUUGUAUAUGAAAAAGAUGAAAAAGCUUUUUAUAAAAAAUCAUCAUAACUUACGGUUCAAAAUUCAUAUGUUCCUCACAGGCAUCACUGUUUAUGUACAUCUAUCCAAUACGUGUAAUAAUGCAUGUUAAGAAUAAUUAUAAAUAUAUCAAAUCAGUGCCACUGAGCGUUUAGAAUGGUAUGUUUUUAAUAAUCUAAUGCAAUGUAUUUUGAAAAAUUAUAAAAACUAUGGGAAAAGUGGAAAGCCAUUAGAGUUCAUUAUCAUUCAAUAAAGAGGAAGAAAUUGGUCCAAUCACUGUCAUUAUAUUUCAUUUAAUAAAAAAUGAAACCAGUUUUCUCACAUCAUAGAUGUAAGGAUUAUUUAGCAAGCGCAUAAUAAAUUGUACAAAUUUGUUUAUUGUGCUCAUAAGUAAUUAUUAUUAUGUUCUUUUAUCAUAUAAAUUUUCUAUAAAAUUGUUUAUAAGUAACAUAUAUGAUGUUAGUUGAUAAGGAGCAAGCAGAUGUUUGCUUUGUAUAUAUCCAAGUAGAAAUGACCAUAAAUUCGUUCUCAUAUGACGAGGACAUUUAAAUGCAAGAAAUUGAAUUUGAUGAAAAUAUUGUUUAUAUUUUAGCUAUUAAACUACCAUUUGUGAAAAUUAUGAAACUAUACCAUGUAGCAUAUGUACGAGUAUGUUUAGUUUCUGUAUUCUUACAGAAUAUGAGGACGCAAUAUUAUUUCAUAAACGUCUAAUGAUCGAGAAAAAAUAUAUACGUAUAUACAUACAUACAUACGUACAUACAUACAUAUAUACAUACAUACAUAUUCAUAUAAAAAGCAGUAAGGAAAUACUGUUUCUAAUGUUUCACUAAUAAAAUGCAAGAGUGAAAGUAUUUAGUAAAUAUCUAACUCUUAAAUGUUGGAGAACUCAAGAACUUUUAUGAAAUUAAACUACAUAGACUUAUUGAGUUGGCAACUAAGCGAUAACUGAUUUUAUCAAUACCACCUAAUCACAGAAUCCGCAAUGACUUAGUUGCCAACCCAAUAUUCUGUGAAGGUCUAAGUAGUACCUCCAUAAGGAAAUUUGUUCUCUGAUAUUAAGAACUGUGGUUUCAUAUAUGUACAUUAACGUGUAUGUUCACGAAUUCAAGAUGCGUCUUGAAGAUUGUCAAUCAUUUAUUUAAGUGAGAAAAAAAACAGAUCGCUCAAAGCAGGUUGUACAUUUUUGCCAGGAUGAUGCUUGUACAGUAUUUUUAAUUCAAUGUUCACAAAACCUGGCACUGAUCUGUUUUUUACCUUCGACUUUCGAUUAUAGUUACAGAAUACAUACAGUUCGUUAUUUUGCCCAGAUUUAUAUACAUCAUAUUAGCUUUAUUGUAAACUCGUUCCAAGUGAUCGUGUCAUAUGCGUCUCAUUAAUUUAUUGAGGCUCUUCUUUUAUCUUUAUUAUAAUAUACUUCAAAAAUCAUCUCAAAGUGUGUCAGUAUAUUUAUAACUUGGAUAUACUGGAGUGUUAUACAUUUUUAUUUUAAUUCUUUGUCGUAUUCUAUCUUUAAAAAGUUCUAUAUCCCUAAGUUUGUUUGAUCCAUAUAUCACAGAGUUAACCAAAAAUUUUAAAAAAAUUUUAUUUUGUAAAGUAUGCCUCAAUGGAUUUACUCUUUGAGAUCUAGUGUAUCUUUAAUAUUCUUCCGCUUUGCCUCAGAAUACUAUUUGACUCAUAGAGACUUAUAAAUAAAAAUUAACAAGUAUUAAUAAGUAUUCACAUUAUAUAUUAAUGCGAGCGGAAUAUAUGCAUUUGGAAGUAUGUAAUGCUCGGUACUAGCUUUAUUGAUCUUCAGAGACAAACGGAAGAAUCAGAUUGUAUCUCAAAAAGUUAAUCUCCCAAUAUCUUUUACGAGAUGCACGUGCACUUAUAAAAUCGUUGAAUACUCUUGAAAUUUGAAUACGUUAAAACAAACUUGAUCAGGUUACGGUCAUUCUAUCGAGUAUUCUUUCCUUACAUAAGAGCGAUACUUGACGACAUACUGGAAUAAAGGAUUUUUCUGUAAAAAAUUGUAGAAAUACUUCAAGACAUAUAUUAUAUAUUAGUCGUGUAAGUUUUUGGCAUGCUACUGAAAUGUAAAAACUGGGUGAAGAAUUUGCAGCCACGUACAUUCUGUGCUGCUAUAUUUCACUUUGCCCGCUUAUUAAUCAUGUAACGAGGUGUUUAUUUCUAUUAAGAACAAAAGCAACAAAGUGUGAUUACAUAACUAUAUUCAUCUAAAUCUAAUACUACUAGUUUAUAAUAAAUAUAUUUGUACUAAUUUUAAUCAUAAACUUUGUUGUUUUUAUUGCACUAUAAAUAUAAGUUAGAGGAAAGCAUAGUAUGUUAAUUUACAUUUUUUAAUUUGUAUUGCUUAAAAAAUAAUAAACUACUGUAUGACAGUGGCUUCAUGAAACUUUAAAAAAGCACAUUAAUACCGUUUAGUAAUUAAUUUUUAGUUUUAUUUGCCAGAAACAAUGAUUUUUGUAUAAAGAAAUAAUGUUAUAAAUGAUUUCGAAUUACUCUAGUAUUAACAUCAUCAUUUGUAUUACUAUUAAGUGUAAACUUAAAUAUUUCAAAGUUCAAAUAAUAUUACACAGGACCUAUAUCAACAGCUAUUUACAUUCUUCUGUUAUGAUUUGAAACAAAAGUAAAAAUGUGUCAUUUAUGUGAAUGCAUAUAUUACACAUCUUUUAUCAUUUUUUAAACUUUCUCUCAAGUUUUUAUUUAAUAUGAGUUAAGAAUACAUGUACAUACAUAUAGUAGAAUUUCAUAAAUUCUCUAUAUUAGUGACAUUAUUUAAUAAAUACGGAAAUUUCUUAUAAAA
Bombus pascuorum is the source of this 12444-nucleotide messenger RNA. RefSeq names its product nucleosome-remodeling factor subunit NURF301 (gene E(bx)). Gene Ontology annotation, cellular component: NURF complex. The record is from RefSeq and is a predicted model, not a curated record. The transcript is spliced from 25 exons. Gene Ontology annotation, molecular function: RNA polymerase II cis-regulatory region sequence-specific DNA binding. NCBI's taxonomy places the organism in Eukaryota, Metazoa, Arthropoda, Insecta, Hymenoptera, Apidae. Gene Ontology annotation, biological process: regulation of transcription by RNA polymerase II. The coding region runs from base 805 to 9018 and encodes 2737 amino acids.